Messenger RNA from Onychomys torridus (southern grasshopper mouse), 7386 nucleotides. It is a transcript of the gene Nhs, whose product is annotated as NHS actin remodeling regulator. NCBI's taxonomy places the organism in Eukaryota, Metazoa, Chordata, Mammalia, Rodentia, Cricetidae. The record is from RefSeq and is a predicted model, not a curated record. Gene Ontology annotation, biological process: lens development in camera-type eye; cell differentiation. The coding region runs from base 416 to 5356 and encodes 1646 amino acids. The transcript is spliced from 9 exons.
UCUCUCUCUCUCACACACACACACACAUACACACAUACACACGCCCAUUUAUAUAGGCGGCGGCAGUGGCCAGGGCGGCGGCAACGGGCUCAGGAACGAUGGAGCUGAGCCAGCUGACCCCGGUUGGAAGCAAGUGAGGAGGAUCCAAGCACACCCCGAGAUUUCUCUGCUCAGCGCUUGUCAUCUUUCCUAGACAGCCGUGCACCCGGACGAGGACAGGUCGGACUAAGCUGUGAAGGAGAGGGUGGGGAAGAGGAGGAGGCCAGGUGAGCAGAGAAGCCCUCGGCGUAGCUGGACGGCCCGGAUCGCUCCUUGCCGGACUCCUGCCCUCUCCUUGCUCAGGUGGGCGCGUCAGGUCCCUAGCUCACAAGGGACGCUCGGAGGAGAACGGAAAGUCGCGGCUUGGCUGUGCGGGAUGCCUUUCGCCAAGCGGAUCGUGGAGCCGCAGUGGCUUUGCCGGCAGCGGCGCCCGGCUCCUGGCCCAGAUGAGGACACGAGUGGAGGCAGCGUGGAGCCGCCGCCCCUGCAGCCGCCUGGCCGGCGGGAAGAGGCCGAAGCACCGGGGCCAGAGGAGCCUCCCCGUGUGCCCCCUGCGCCUCUCCCACUACCACCACCUCCGCCGUCUUUGCCGGCUCCGGCCGAGCAGGUCCAGCAGCCACCCGGCGAGGCGCACGAGGCAGGAGAGGAGAGCGUGGCGGGGGUCCCGGAGGCGGAAUCGGCCACCGGCGAGGCGUCCUCGGCUACGGCCGAGGCUGUGCUGCUCAUGUUAGAUCUGUGCGCGGUCAGCAACGCUGCGCUGGCCAGAGUCCUCCGGCAGCUCUCAGACCUGGCCCGGCACGCGUGCAGCCUCUUCCAGGAGCUCGAGAGCGACAUCCAGCUUACUCACCGCCGCGUCUGGGCACUUCAGGGCAAGCUCGGCAGCGUGCAGCGCGUCCUCAGCACGUUGGACCCCAAGCAGGAGGCAGUGCCUGUCUCCAACUUGGACAUUGAGAGUAAGUUGAGUGUAUACUACCGUGCACCAUGGCACCAACAGCGAAACAUCUUCCUCCCAGCCACCAGGCCACCCUGUGUGGAGGAGCUGCACCGCCAUGCCAGACAGAGUCUGCAAGCCCUGCGCAGAGAACACCGGAGCCGAAGUGAUCGACGGGAGCAAAGAGCUGCUGCUCCUCUCUCCAUAGCUGCUCCACCACUGCCAGCCUACCCUCCAGCUCACAGCCAGAGGAGGCGUGAGGCCAAGGACCGCCACUUCCUAACGUUUAACAGCACCCGCUCGCCCUCCCCCACUGAGUGUUGCCACAUGGCCCCAUGGAGUAGAAAGUCCCACUCUCCAGAGGAUGAAGAAACAGAUGUCAUGUUAGGACAGAGGCCGAAAAAUCCAAUACACAAUGUCCCCUCUACACUGGACAAGCAGACCAACUGGAGCAAAGCGCUACCUCUCCCGACUCCCGAGGAGAAGAUGAAACAAGAUGCCCAAGUGAUUUCUUCUUGCAUUAUUCCCAUCAAUGUCACUGGAGUUGGUUUUGACAGAGAAGCUAGUAUACGCUGUUCUCUUGUUCAUUCACAAUCUGUGCUACAGCGGAGACGAAAAUUGAGGAGAAGGAAAACCAUCUCGGGGAUUCCCAGAAGAGUGCAACAAGAAAUAGAUUCUGAUGAAUCACCAGUGGCCAGGGAAAGGAAUGUGAUUGUGCACACAAACCCAGACCCCUCCAACACUGUCAAUAGGAGGUCAGGAACCAGGGAUUCAGAAUGCCAAACUGAAGAUAUUCUGAUUGCUGCCCCAUCCAGAAGGAGAAUCAGAGCUCAAAGGGGUCAAAGCAUUGCAGCUUCCCUUUCUCAUUCUGCUGGCAAUAUCUCUGCACUGGCAGACAAAGGCGAUACCAUGUUUACUCCUGUAGUGAGCAGCCGCACAAGAUCUCGGAGCCUUCCUCGGGAGGGAAAUAGAGGUGGAGAUGCUGAACCCAAAGUUGGUGCUAAGCCCUCAGCAUAUGAAGAAGGAGAGCCUUUCGUGGGUGACCAUGAAAGAACCCCUAACGAUUGUAGUGAAGCUCCGAGCAGCCCAAGUGCAAAGGAACACCAGCCUGCUUUGGGCCUGGCCUGUUCUCAACAUCUUCACAGCCCUCAGCACAAGUUAAGUGAGAGGGGGAGGUCUCGUCUGUCCCGAAUGGCGGCUGACUCUGGAAGCUGUGACAUCUCCUCCAACUCAGACACCUUUGGAAGCCCCAUCCAUUGCAUUUCCACAGCUAGUGUCCUCCUUAGCAGCCACAUGGACCAGAAAGAUGACCACCAGUCGUCCAGUGGUAAUUGGAGUGGGAGCAGCUCUACAUGCCCAUCACAGACCUCAGAGACAAUCCCUCCAGCAGCUUCUCCUCCCCUCACUGGCUCUUCCCACUGUGACUCCGAAUUGUCACUUAACACUGCUCCUAAUGCUAAUGAAGAUGCCAGUGUCUUUGUGACAGAACAGUACAGUGACCACUUGGAUAAAGUAAGAGGCCACCGGGCAAAUUCCUUCACCUCCACUGUUGCAGAUCUGCUGGAUGAUGCCAACAACAGCAAUACCAGUGACAGUGAGUGGAAUUAUCUGCACCACCAUCAUGAUGCAUCCUGCCGCCAAGAUUUUAGUCCUGAGCGUCCAAAGGCAGAUAGCCUGGGCUGCCCAAGCUUCACAAGCAUGGGCACCUAUGACAGCUUUCUGGAAAAGUCUCCUUCAGACAAAGCAGAUACUAGCUCUCAUUUCUCAGUGGACACAGAAGGAUACUAUACCUCGAUGCACUUUGACUGUGGUCUCAAAGGUAGUAAGAGCUAUGUCUGUCACUAUGCAGGCCUGGGCCCAGAGAAUGGUCAGGGUGUAGGAGUUCCUCCUGGUCUUCCAGACUGUGCCUGGCAAGACUACAUAGACCACAGGAGGCAGGGGAGACCAAACAUCUCUUUCAGGAAACCAAAGGCAAAGCCAACUCCACCUAAACGUAGCUCAUCGUUGAGAAAGUCUGAUGAAAAUGCAGACAUUUCUGAGAAGAAAGAACCAAAGAUAAGCACUGGUCAGCAUCUGCCUCACAGUUCCAGGGAAAUGAAGCUGCCUCUUGAUUUCUCCAACACACCUUCUCGAGUGGAAAAUGCCAAUCUGCCUGCAAAGCAAGACUCUUCUUGGAUAAACCAGAGUGAACAUGCUAUUAAGGAACCUCAGUUGGAUGCUACAGACAUUUCACCAUUCAAAGAUGAAGGUGCUGAAUCAACUCACUAUGCAGACCUCUGGCUUCUAAAUGACUUGAAAACAAAUGAUCCUUACAGAUCCUUGUCUAAUUCAAGCACAGCUACGGGUACCACAGUUAUCGAGUGCAUCAAAUCUCCGGAGAGCUCUGAAUCCCAGACAUCCCAGUCAGAAUCAAGGGCAACCACCCCAUCUCUUCCUUCUGUAGACAAUGAGUUUAAACUGGCUUCACCAGAAAAGCUGGCUGGCUUAGCAUCUCCAUCAAGUGGCUACUCAAGCCAAUCAGAGACGCCAACCUCCUCUUUCCCUACAGCUUUCUUUUCAGGUCCAUUGUCUCCUGGAGGUAGCAAAAGGAAACCUAAAGUCCCAGAAAGGAAAUCCUCACUACAGCAACCAUCUUUAAAAGAUGGAGCCCUAUCAUUGAGUAAAGAUUUGGAACUUCCAAUUAUACCUCCUACUCACCUUGACCUAAGUGCUCUUCAUAAUGUUUUGAAUAAACCAUUACACCACCGUCACCCAUUGCAUGUUUUUACUCAUAAACAGAACACAGUAGGAGAUAUGCUGAGGUCAAAUCCUCCACCAUCUCUUGCAAUUACACCAACAGUCCUGAAAUCGGUCAACCUUAGGUCCAUCAGUAAGUCUGAAGAAGUUAAGCAAAAGGAGGGCGACAAUACAGAACUCCCCUGCUUAGAAGAGAGUACCGUCACAGUGGCUUCUGUGGCUUCUUCGUCUCCAGGUAAAACAAGGCCACACACAGCAAAGAAAUCAAUAUCACGCCAGUACUCUGCUGAAGACACCCUCCUGUCCUUUGUAGAUUCCUCUCCAGUUGAAAUGGGGCCAGAGAAACAUUUGGAAAAAAACCCCACUUUGGAUGUGAAGAGUCAUUGCGAUCCAGAAACUGUAACCUCAGCUAGUAGCAAUCAUCCAGAUUCAAAUGUGAUGAAAGACCAAAUACGGAUGGAAAGUGAGCUUAUUCCAGAAAACAUACCAAGUAAGAAUUAUGGAUUCUCAACAGGAUUUCAGAGGGUGUCUGCUGCCCGCCCCAGUGAUUUGGGUAGUAAAAUGAUGCAGUACGGAGUUAGUCCAGAUGGAGCCCCACAACAAGGACAGAAGGCACCCUCUGGAGUUGGGGAAGAAGGUGUGAAACCAGAAUCUGUGGAUGGAAUCACAUUUCAAGUUAACUCACCAACUAGAAUAACAGACAUAAGCAGUCAACAUAAGCAUCGUAUUGUGAGCCGCCACCAUGACAAAGUGCCUGUGACUAUCCGCCAUGAGUCAGAGAUGCCAACUAUAAAUUCAUUCCCUGAAAAAUGUUCUGAGCAGGAAAAUAUUGCUUCAGGUAUUUCACCCAAAAGUGCCUCUGAUAACAGCAGAGCAGAGGAGACCCAAGGAAGUAUGGAUGAGACUUCAUUGAAAGAAUCAUCACCAAGUGAUGACUCCAUCACUUCACCACUCAGUGAAGACUCUCAAGCUGAAGCUGAGGGUGUGUUUGUGUCUCCAAACAAACCUCGAACAACUGAGGAUCUAUUUGCUGUCAUUCACAGGUCCAAGAGGAAAGUCCUUGGAAGAAAAGAUUCUGGGGACAUGGCUGUUAGAAGCAAGUCCAGAGUUCCCCUUGGCAGCAAUAGCGGCAGUGCCAGCUCUGUCCCUUCAACCAGCAGCACUGUGACAGCUGGGACUAGCCAGAGGUCUCCUGGUCUCAUCUACCGAAAUGCCAAAAAGUCCAACACAUCUAACGAAGAGUUUAAGCUCCUGCUUCUCAAGAAAGGCAGUCGCUCAGAUUCUAGUUACCGAAUGUCUGCCACGGAAAUCCUGAAGAGCCCUAUCCUGCCCAAGCCUCCUGGAGAGUUCACUUCAGAGUCCCCACAAAGCCCUGAUGAUACCCACCAGGGCACACCUGGGGCUGAAGCACUGUCCCCUCUGUCACCAUGCUCUCCACGAGUCAAUGCAGAAGGAUUUUCCUCAAAAAGCUUUGCCACCUCAGCGUCAGCGCGGGUUGGACGUUCCCGGGCCCCACCUGUGGCCAGCAGCAGCCGCUACAGUGUCCGCUGUCGGCUGUACAAUACGCCGAUGCAGGCCAUCUCCGAGGGAGAGACUGAAAACUCUGACGGGAGCCCACAUGAUGACCGAUCCUCCCAGAGCUCUACAUAGUUUGCCUGAGCCAAGCUGACCUCAGAUGUCUAACCCCUAACUAAGGAAAGGAUUUUGUGACACCAUAGAGGGGGAGAAGUGGCAACAGGGCAGGGCGGGGCAGUGGGGGGCGGCGGGACGUGGGUGGUGUGGCAUCAUUGCUUGACAAUGAGCUUCUAAAUAUGCGUUGGAGAAACAGAAAGUGAUUAAGUAAUUUUUAUUAGUUUUCAUGUUUUAGGUAGCAGUUCUGUCUGUCGUGGUUUUCUUUGGCAUAGUUUGAUUUACCCGAUCUCAUUCCUUGUGAUAAUAGAGAAUACAAAAAUAUCUAACUUUCUUGAAACCUAGACAAGAUUUUCCCAGAGCUGCCUAUUCCGAAAAUAAAGCCCUCACUGUCAUACUUUAAGAAGAUUAAAUUACUCUGGAGGUUUGGUAUUUUUUUACAUUAAAAUGAACUAAAGCAAAAUUUAGAUGAAAGAACUACACAUAUGUAAAUACCAUAUUUUUGAUAAAAUGUGUAAAUAGAUUUAUCAAUGAUGAGUGGACAAGUGGCCAAUUAUCUACCACAUACCAACUGUUUAUAGGACACAUACAAAUAAAGUAUAAUAACUGUAUUCUGUGAAUACCAUUUUCAUAUCAAAUACCAUAUUUAAAUGUCCACCAACAUGAUUUCUGAGUGAUAAACCUCAAAUAUGAAUUUAAAACUGGUGAAAUAAUGGAAAUAUUGAGGUCAUGUACUGAAAUGUGAUUAAUUUAAAAUAGUGAAUUCAGACCUAAUCAUUGUUGUGACAAAUUAUAGCAGAAACAAGCUAAUGUCAGUUUGUGGCUGUGAUUUGCCAUGUGGCAAUUUGAACAGAAUGAAAGCAUGCUUUUGAUUUUUUUAACCAACGAGAGAAAUCAUCAUUCUCAAUGGAAAGACCCCUCCCCUCCCCCAAUAGCAUUAAACAGUGUCCUUUAGAAUCUAAUUUUUUCAAUGGAUUGCUUUAAGGAGAAUGAGUAGAGAAACCAGUAGUUAAUUUUAGGUCUUGUUUUAUAUAAGGCUACUGGGGACAAAGAGUCAUACUCCAAUGACUAUACUCUUUAAGCUUCUUAAUUAGCUCCAGGUUCUUAAACUAACAAAUAAGACCUAAGCAUGCCACAGAGCUAUUGAAUUCUCAGUAAGUACCUGCAAUGAGUUUUCCACAAAGCUUUCUCUCUGUGCUGAUGAGACUCAUGCUACCUAAAACUUAACAGAAAUGACACUGUGAACAAUGUAGUUGGGAAGUAGGUAUGUGUAUAUGCAUUAUUUAUAUUCACUCUUCAACUGGCCAUGGGGAGCAGCUCUGGUUCACAAUGCUACAUACAACAAAUUUUUGUCUGGUUCUACUAGAUCUGCUUGAUGGCAAAAGGGGAGGGUGGUGGGUGGGAAAGGAAAUGUCAGGGCAAGUGCCCUGAUAAAAUGAAGGCAGGGAAACAAGCUGAAUUACUUGAAAUUACUUGAAUUUUCUUGUCUUAAAACUGAAAAAAAAAAAAGUAUAGUAACAAGUUGAAAUCUGCAAGUGGUUCUCACACCUCUGAUUUUAACAUGAACUGAUACUGUGUUUGAAAUCAUAUGUCAGAAAUAUAAGCACCUAUGUACUUAGAAUAGGUUUUGAUGGGAGAAGUAGAAAUUAGAACUGAGAAGGGGUCUGAUCUGUGAAAGACUAGAACGUGAUGACAAUGACGGAACACGCCAGGGUUGCCAAGAGAUUGAUAGGCAGCUGGCUGUAUGCCUCUGCAAAUGGUAUUGGAGAAAGGAAGAUGGAUGAAAGGAUUCACUCAUGCUAAAUGAAGGAGAAAGUCUGGUCGAAGAAGACAAUGUCUUUCAAUAGAAAUUUGUUAUAAUAAUAUUUACAGAUUAAGAAUUAAAGAAUCUGUUGUUUGUGUUUUGUUGGGGGGGGGGGAAGUCUGGCUUCUUCUAUUAUUUCUCUUUACUACCAAAUUGUAUUAGUUAAGUUCUUGUCAUUCUUGUAUGUAAAAUGGGUGUUGGGGGUGGAGGGGUAGAGGAGGAGACUGAGAAACUGGGAGAGAGAAUG